AUUUCCAAACGUCAUUAAUAGUCGUUGUCCGUUCUGUUUUGCCGGUAAUUUUGUGUUCACUUUUGACAUGAAAUGUCUUUGUACUCGGUUUCGGUUUUGAGAUAGUGCCGUAUUAACAUGAAUUUCGCAUUAGCCACGAGGUAUGUGUAAACAAGUGUAAAUGUCAUGACUUUACAAGGUGUCAAGCGUAAAGUUGUCAGUGUGGGCGACUUCCGCUUUACGGGACGCCUGCUAGGAAAGGGAAACUUCGCCAGAGUUGAGGAGGCAGUCCACAACAUUCUCAACGUCAAGGUCGCAGUGAAGAUAAUUGAUAUUAAGGAUAUCAAAGAGAAAUAUGUCGUAAAAAACUUACACAGAGAAGCCCGGAUUUUGUCGACAUUGAAUCAUCCCUGUAUAGCAUCUCUUUUUCAAACCAUACAGAUGGAUGAUAACGUGUACUAUCUGAUAACUGAACUUGUUUCGGGAGGUGAUCUUUGUUCCUUUAUUAUUGGACAACGGUAUGGAAAAUUGGAAGAACGAUCUGCUAGAACUUUUGCAAGACAAUUUGCUUCAGCAUUAGCUCAUAUGCACAGUUUUGGAAUCGUUCACAGAGACCUAAAAAUGGAGAACGUAAUACUAAACGCUACUCAGACUCAAAUAAAAAUAGUUGAUUUUGGACUAAGCAAUGUGUGGUCAAGCAGCAAUCCUCUCAGGACACAUUGUGGUUCCCCAGAAUACGCAGCCCCAGAACUUUUCGUAGCUGGAAGAGAAUAUGGACCAGAAGUAGAUCUUUGGAGCCUAGGUAUAAUUUUUUAUGGAAUGAUGGUAGGACAACUUCCAUUUGUGGGUGGUAGGAAAAACCAAUUAUCAUCUCAGGAACGUAGAAAAAAACUUGUAACACAAAUUAACCGAGGAUUAGGAUCAACACAACGACAAGCUUUGGCUCCGCUAUCUCCAGAAUUUCGAAUGUUAUUGCACAAAUUGCUCACAGCAGAUCCAACAAAAAGAAUAACAAUUAAAGAACUUCUUAUACAUCCAUGGCUCACUGAAAAGGGAAAAAAGUGUAUUCAAAAGCAUCCACUUAAGGACUUGGAUAAUGUUGUGCAAACAAAAAUAAUAAAACAAGUUGGUGAAAUAUUUCACACAGAUGAGUGGACAGUAAACUCAGAGUUACUAAAACAUCCUUAUGGUAGAUUAGCUGGAGUUUACAACAUACUUAAAUUCAAGCAUAUAUCUGACCAAUUUCAUCUUGAACAAAUUUCACCAAAUAUUCUACGUAAUAAAAGAAUCAAAUCUGCGGUUGCAACUGCUCCUAAACCAAAAUCUGCAUCCGUUGUAAAAUCACAGCAUACCCUUUACAAUCAGUGUAUAGUUUUAUUAAAUAAAGUCUCAAAACAAGAAAUCGAAAACAGAGCGAAAAGUGCAAACCCGGCUCUGCUUCUUUCAAAAAAUGUUACCAAAUUAUCAAGAACAAGAAUUGAUCAUCUGCAAACAACGAAGAAUCAAACAAACCAAACUUAUUCGAAAACUAAUUCUGUAGUUGCAAAUAGGAAAAUUCAAAAUUCUACACAAUUGGCAGUUAGAAAAUUACCUUCGAGAAUACAAAUUACUGAUAACAGUCCAACUUCAAACGUAAGACGUCCAUGCACGACAGGAACAACUCAGUAUGCGAGAUCUGUUAGAAAGAGCUGUGCAUCAGCAGGAACAGCGAUGACGGAAAGAGUAAACAACCGAGACUUUCAACGGCGCCAAGUAUGUGUGAAUCCAGCAGGAAUGGGGGACUGUCCAAAGAGCAGACCUUCCAGCACUGUUCUUCGAAAGUUGAAAUCAAAAGACCCAUUAGCCAAUGAACCUAUAGCAAGAUCUAUUGCUGGGUAUUUAAUAAAAAAUGUUCCGGAAUAUAUGUUCACUGUAAGCACGUAAAUACUGGCACAUGAGCGGAUGCGGAAAUAGUAAUGGCCGAAGACUCAUUUCUUUCGUGUCGUAUUUGCAUCUAAGUGUAGGC
Messenger RNA from Zophobas morio, 1984 nucleotides. RefSeq lists its product as uncharacterized. Bases 166 to 1902 code for a protein of 578 amino acids. Lineage: Eukaryota; Metazoa; Arthropoda; Insecta; Coleoptera; Tenebrionidae. Gene Ontology annotation, cellular component: cytoplasm; nucleus. Gene Ontology annotation, biological process: protein phosphorylation; mitotic DNA damage checkpoint signaling. Gene Ontology annotation, molecular function: ATP binding; protein serine/threonine kinase activity. The transcript is spliced from 10 exons. The record is from RefSeq and is a predicted model, not a curated record.